GGGUCAAGUCAACUCCCUUUAAAACUUUUAGAAGCCACCAAGAAUCCAUUUCUUAAACUAAAAUAAAAUUUCUUCUUGGGGCAGUCUAAACUAAAAUAAUACACAUAACAUAUUAAAAAAACAAGAAUUAUUGAAAUUGUGUGUGGUUUGAGCUCUCCGGGAGCCACUUAUAUAUCAAUAUACAAUAUUUAUCGUGUUAACAUACGCGUUUUAGGGUCCUUAAAUCCAUUAUUACAGAGACUAAUUUAUGAGUCAUUGGAGUUUUAUAAGUUGGCCGGAAAAUUAAGAAAGCUUUGUUUCAACACUGGUUGAUAUGGGAAUCUGCAUAUCGACUGCAUCUACAGAGAUUCAUGAUCAACCUGAGAUCAGCAAAGUUCAUGAAGAUAAUGCGAUUUUCGUUGAGCAAAAUGAUGUUUCUAACGAAGUUAAGAAACCAGGUUCUCUUUAUUCCAAGCAAGGAAGCAAAGGACCUAACCAAGAUGCCGCCAUCCUUUGCCAGGGAUAUGGAGUGAAAUAUGGGGCAUUUUGUGGAGUUUUUGAUGGCCAUGGAAAGAAUGGUCAGAUCGUGAGUAGGAUUGUGAGGGAUCAGUUGCCGUCUCUGGUACUAGACCAGAAGAGUGCUCUUGCAAAAAUGGAAGUAACAAAUAACCGAAGUCAAAAAAUCGGCAUUGAAAGAUUAGAUGGAGAAGAGGCUCCGAGCAAUGAAUUCUAUAAAUGGCAGGAGGCUUGUGUUGGUGCUUUCAAGGUGAUGGACAAGGAAGUGAAGCUUCAAGAGAAUUUGGACUGCUCUUGCAGUGGAACCACAGCAGUAGUUGUCAUAAGACAGGGUGAAGAUCUUGUUACAGCUAAUCUGGGCGACUCGAGGGCUGUGUUGGGGACAGUCAGCGAGAAGGGAGAAGUCAAGGCUGUUCAAUUAACAACUGAUUUAAAGCCUGGCUUACCUAGCGAAGCAGAAAGAAUAAGGAAAUGCAAUGGUCGAGUACUUGCCUUAAAGGAAGAACCGCAUAUCCCGCGAGUGUGGCUACCCCACGAGGAUUUCCCAGGCUUGGCGAUGUCUCGAGCUUUCGGAGACUUCCUACUCAAAAACCAUGGUGUAAUUUCUGUUCCUGAUGUUUGCUAUCACCGCUUAACUUCCAGAGACCAGUUUGUUGUUCUUGCAACGGAUGGGGUAUUCGAUGUGCUUAGUAGCAGCCAAGUUGCCUCCAUUGUAUCGGAGGCAGGCAACGAACAGGAAGCCACGAGAGCUGUGGUGGAGGCUGCAACAGUGGCAUGGAAAAACAAGUUUCCAUCUUCAAAAGUAGAUGAUUGUACGGCAGUUUGCCUUUACCUUCAAAACCGGCAACAACGCCAAUUAUCAUGACUUCCUUGUAAUGCCGUAGUGCAGCUAUAGUUUCCCAUCUUCCGGCAACAAUUUUUUUACUACAUGCUAUGUUUCCAUGAGAAAAUUAUAUUAAAGCAGUUCCUUUUUUUA
Messenger RNA from Mangifera indica (mango), 1471 nucleotides. RefSeq names its product probable protein phosphatase 2C 72. The transcript has 5 exons. Lineage: Eukaryota; Viridiplantae; Streptophyta; Magnoliopsida; Sapindales; Anacardiaceae. Gene Ontology annotation, biological process: protein dephosphorylation. Bases 314 to 1360 code for a protein of 348 amino acids. Gene Ontology annotation, molecular function: protein serine/threonine phosphatase activity. The record is from RefSeq and is a predicted model, not a curated record.